Messenger RNA from Fomitopsis serialis, 283 nucleotides. RefSeq lists its product as uncharacterized. The transcript is spliced from 2 exons. The record is from RefSeq and is a predicted model, not a curated record. The annotation marks the transcript as partial. NCBI's taxonomy places the organism in Eukaryota, Fungi, Basidiomycota, Agaricomycetes, Polyporales, Fomitopsidaceae.
CGGAGGUUACAAGGUUUGAUCCGCCUCCUGCAUUUGAAGACGCAUGGUAUACGUCUUACCUCGACUCCAUGUCUCAUCACACGUUGAUGCCGUCCGCGGCAGGCAGGCCCACAGCAUCUCUGUAAAUUAUAACAGAGCUGCAGCGCCGGAUCACUUGAGCAAGCACAAUCCGGCCAUGUGCCACCGAUGGGAGGAUAAUUGACACCAGUACGGCCGCGGAACGAGAGGGGAGGACUCAGGCUGGCGGGUGAAACCGGAGUCUGAGUCGAUAAUGAAAGUGGUC